AUGACCGCCGCCCCGUCAAGCUCGACGUCUCGCAGUCGCUCGUCGUCGCGUCAAGGUCGCCCUCGAGCGCUGAGCCCGGUCAACUCGUACCCGGACUUCUCUCUCCCGGGCGACAUCUCGGCCGCAUCGUCAAGUGCGGCCGACAGCGUCUCGAGCUGGGCCCUCUCGAGCAGCUCUCGAAGCUCCUCCCCGGCGAGCGACCUCGACACCGACCUCGACUCGCCGCCGUCCCGCAAACCCUCGCUCGUCCCGCUCGGGGCGCAGGUCGCCCAGGUCGUCACGGCGCCCGAGUCGGACGCCAUCGCGGCGAUUCGGGCUCGACGGGCGUCUUUGUCGACGGGCGAGCCUGCCCAACCGUCCUUCUACCUCCCGGCCCUCCUCUCGCGCCUGCCACUUCCGGCCCUCGACCCGUCGUCCGCUCGGGUCGAACCCGGUCCCAGUCCCGCCCUCUUCGACUCGACCCGGGCCCUGUCACCGUCGUCGGACUACCCGCCUGGGUCAUCCGCCGACGCGACCGGCGCCUCAACCGUCUACACCGCCUCGCACCUCCCGACCCUCGACCUCGUCUCGCACGCCUUGCAUCACGCCCUGCAUGCCUUCCGGCCCAUCACACGCCGCUAUGCGACCUCGCCGUACGCCACGUCGUUCAACUGGGCCGACUUGCGCCUCGAGGACGACGCGACCGGUCGCGUCAAGCGCGAGGCGCGCGAGUGGUACAUCGUCGCCUUCCGGUCGAGGAGGAACGACGGCCUGCCCGAGGACAGAGCGAGGAGGCUGUACGAGGCGGACCGAGCGGCUCACGAGGAGGCUGUGACGCGCGGCGGCUUGAUCCUGUACUGGUACGGCAACCCGGUUCCCGCGCCGUCCGCCUCGACCGCCUCGCACGGCUUCGACCCGGACGACGUCGGGCGCAACCUCGCGACGUGCGUCUGGCAGAGCCGAGCAGACGCGAUCGCGGCCAUGCGGGGCGAGCACCACAAGGAGGCGGCGAGGCUGGCGAGUACGACCUACGAGUACUACACGCUCGAGCGCUACGUCCUUCGGAAGGAGCCGGGCGAGCUCUCUGUCCGGAUUCGCCCUUGGCACGGGCGCGAGGUCGAGGGAGCGGUCGAGGCGGCGUGA
Messenger RNA from Rhodotorula graminis WP1, 1122 nucleotides. RefSeq lists its product as uncharacterized. The record is from RefSeq and is a predicted model, not a curated record. NCBI's taxonomy places the organism in Eukaryota, Fungi, Basidiomycota, Microbotryomycetes, Sporidiobolales, Sporidiobolaceae. The transcript is spliced from 3 exons. The coding region runs from base 1 to 1122 and encodes 373 amino acids.